This is a messenger RNA of Lineus longissimus, 2253 nucleotides long. RefSeq lists its product as uncharacterized. NCBI's taxonomy places the organism in Eukaryota, Metazoa, Nemertea, Pilidiophora, Heteronemertea, Lineidae. The record is from RefSeq and is a predicted model, not a curated record. The coding region runs from base 72 to 1085 and encodes 337 amino acids. The transcript has 6 exons.
AAGAUAUACAUUUAUGAGCGGCGGCGUUUAUCGGACGGGUUUCAGUCGUUUUUCACCCUGAAGAAGGACACAUGACAUUAAGAGCCGCGUUGAGGGCGAAAGUGAUAAAAAUGAGCCAAUCUACCUUGACGAACGGUUUAGCACUUUUUGCGGGGGCCCUCCUUCUGAUGGGGCAGUCGGCUGCCGCUGCGUUUACCAUUCCAGAUUCCGUUGGACUCGGCACAAUCUACCGCCAAGGAACAUGCACAGGGGCAACCCAGAUAAGCAGCACGGCAGGCACGACCCUGAAACAAUGCUCCGAUGCGUGCUCUGGGGUGAGCAACUGCGUGGCGUUUAUGUGGCACGAGACGGGGACAUGCAGCUUGAUGUCGGACUCGUGCGCGACAGUUUCCACGGCGGAUGCACAAAGCCACUUCUUCGAUAUGCUUCCAUUUGACUUUUUUCACAGGCCCGCAUCGGAUUGCCCCGGUGGCGACUUGGCUUACCUACCGGGCAAGACCCUGUCGAACUGCCUUUCCUGGUGCACGACAAGGUCGUUCUGUGUGUCAGCUAAUUGGCAUGCAGGAGGUAUUUGCUAUCCGAAAUCUAUGACAUGCGCCAACGCUAAUUUGGGCAAUAUAGCAAAUAACUUCUUUGACAAGACUGGUAGCUUUGACAUUGUCCGCGGCUACACAUACUCAGCUGGUGACUGCCUUGGUACCAACCUCCUGCAGCUUCCCCGGCGGACCAUCAAGCUGUGCGCAUGGGAAUGCACCAGUCGGGCGAACUGUCGCUCGUACGUGUGGACAAAGUGGACAGGCGAUUGUCAGCUGAAGUCUGACGUUUGCACUGCUGCUGCUGCCGCUGAUAAGCAUAUGUAUGUUAGGAUCAUGACGCCCUUUGGUUGGUACCCGUCUGACAACACACCACCGGAAUUCCUCUACCACUUGUCUACGGAAGCCGAACUCCCGUCAACAUUCUCCCUAGUCGGCAAGACCAAGAAGGAUUUCACUUUCGAGUCGGAUUUGAUGUGCGCUCAUCGGUGUUCAAAUGUCGUCUGUGCCCUCUUCAAGGUCACUGCGGCCACGUGUUCUAUUUACGUUUAACGUUAGUGAGCAGACGACCUUGAGAUAUCAGCUGCGUCAGAUGCUUGUUGAUACCGCAGUGUGACAAUAAAUCUUUGCCGUUUGGAAAGUGGCGAGUUGGAGAGUUAGUCAUGCCCAAAUGCCUGAAGCAGUUAGUCUCUUUAGGGUGAGGAACGAGGCCGGUCCACUGCGUCCGGGGUGUAGAAGCAGUCUGCUUCCUCAGAAUUCUCCUACUACCAGUUUUACGCCGGUAAUAAUACAGACAAUGCAAUGCAUUUAUUCUUGGCAUUUUGAUACGACGUUAUUGUAGUUUUACCCUUUCUAUACGGUGUGGCUUCUUUUUCGUGGAAAGGUACGCGUCGUGAGUGGUGAACAUCAGCAAAACUCUCAUUUGGGGACUUUUAAUCAGCGCAGCGCUAGCGAUUGGUAAAAACUAAAACCAAAUUUCAAGAUUUUUAUCCGGCUACGCAUGCGUAUAAACGAGCUCAAACGAGUUCCGUAAUACGCAUGCGAAACCGGAUGCAAUCUUGAAAUUUUGUUAUAACUUCUGCCGAUCGUUGGGCUGCUUCAAAGUCCUCAACUGAGUAUUUGCUAUAUUUAAUCAAUGCCGCAUGCAGUUGAUCAUGAUUACCUAAUUAAACAGAUCAAGUGUACUGACACAGAUACUUAAGUUAUAAACUUAAUGUUUCGUGCAUAUUACUGUACACGUUCAAUCACAAAACGAAAGGAGACUGUUGAUUCACAUGUUAGUGAUCAUUAGCUCAGUCCGUCAACGAUGACAUUUUGCGAAGCCGAUUGCUCGGCGACGGCAUAGCGAAUUUUCGUGCAAGAGGCAUCAAUGUGUUGCUGGUGUUUUCAGUGAAAAAAAUCAGUGAAAUUAAAUGUCUACAAACAUGUGUUCGAAGAUACACAUCACCCAAUACUACACACAAACAUUGGAUAUAAUGACUCCUCGCCACAGAAAGUCCAUGAACAAAUUUACCAAGGUUACCCUAGCCACAACCGCGGGGUUAUAUUUGACGCGUUUUUUUCUGUUUAUCUGUUCUUUUUAUUUCGCGCACUGCUAAUGCCGCAAGUACCACGGCGCGAGAUAAAACGAGAUUGCUAGAAACGCCCUCGUCCCUAAGAUCCGUAAGCCAGGCAAAAAGAAGCUGGGUGCUGUUUGUCUAGUGUAAUGGCACCCAGGGUG